Molecule: messenger RNA, 2913 nt
Organism: Colletotrichum godetiae
Lineage: Eukaryota; Fungi; Ascomycota; Sordariomycetes; Glomerellales; Glomerellaceae
Product: SAC family polyphosphoinositide phosphatase
Exons: 3
Coding region: 1-2913 (970 amino acids)
Biological process (GO): phosphatidylinositol dephosphorylation
Cellular component (GO): intracellular membrane-bounded organelle
Molecular function (GO): phosphatidylinositol-3,5-bisphosphate 5-phosphatase activity
Source: RefSeq, a predicted model, not a curated record
AUGGCCGAAAGAUCGGCCUCCCGCGACUCGAACCCUCCUAUUCCCUUCGCCAGCGACGCUGAUAAGGGCAAAUCAAGCCGAGAUCUUUCACCAGUAUUUCCACUUCUCAACAACGACGAAACGGCGAAAGCUCUAUCCUCAGAUGCCGCGACGCAGAACCGUGCCGGCGAGGAUGACGUCGACGAGGAGCCCGCGGUCGCAAAGCCCUUUGUCAGAACGUCAAGUCCCGACUCUGCAGCCCGGGCAGCGGACGCGUAUGAUGAAAAGGGUCCAGAUCGCCUCGAUCGAAAGAUGCACAAGUUCAGUCUGUACGAGACAGCUACGCGGUACUACAUUGUCGGGGGAGAUGUGACAGAGAGGCGAUACCGCAUUCUUAAGAUUGAAAGAACAACAGAUGACUCGGAGCUGAGCAUUACGGACGACAAGAUCAUCUACAGCCAAAAGGAAAUGAAUCAGUUACUGGAUACCAUCGACGACGGCAACAAAGGCACGGGUGGUAUCAAACUGCGUUGCACUGCUUGGGGCCUGCUGGGCUUCAUCAAGUUCACUGGACCGUACUACAUGCUCCUAAUUACGAAGAAGAGCACAGUGGCCAUGAUCGGUGGACAUUACAUAUACCAAGUUGAUGGUACAGAGUUGGUGCCGCUGACACCGAAUCGAUUCAAGGCCGACGUUCGCAACACUGAAGAGUCCCGGUUCUUGGGUAUAUUGAAUAACCUGGAUCUUACUAGGUCAUUCUACUACAGCUAUUCGUACGACAUCACACGCACGCUGCAGCACAAUCUCACGAGGGAGCGCGAAGCGCUUGCGCGUGGAUUUCCGGGAGCCAUGAAUGACUUCAACGGCAUGUUCGUCUGGAACCAUCAUCUGCUGCAGCCAGCCAUCAAGGCACUCAAGGAUCCCUUUGACUGGUGUCAUCCCAUCAUCCACGGCUACAUUGACCAAGCUGCCUUAUCAAUAUACGGACGCACAGCAUACAUUACUAUCAUUGCUCGGCGAUCUCGUUUCUUUGCUGGUGCAAGGUUCCUCAAACGGGGGGCCAACGACCUCGGUUACGUUGCAAACGAUGUCGAGACAGAGCAAGUAGUUUCAGAAGCCUUGACAACUUCGUUCCAUGCUCCGGGUCACAGGCUCUUCUCUAGCCCGCAGUACACUUCUUAUGUUCAGCACCGGGGAAGCAUCCCCCUAUAUUGGACGCAGGAUAACACGGGCGUGACACCAAAACCACCCAUCGAGUUAAACCUCGUUGAUCCAUUCUACAGCGCCGCCGCCCUUCAUUUCGAUAACCUGUUCGAGCGCUACGGCGCUCCCAUCUACGUACUGAAUCUUGUCAAAGCAAGAGAACGGACGCCACGGGAGUCCAAACUGUUGCUGGAAUACACAAAUGCAAUCAACUACCUGAACCAGUUCCUACCAGAAGGUCGCAAGAUCAUUCACAAGGCGUGGGAUAUGAGUCGAGCGGCGAAGAGUCGCGACCAGGACGUCAUAGGUACACUGGAACGCAUUGCUGAGGACGUCGUCACCACAACCGGAUUCUUCCACGACGGCGACGGCAAGGUGUAUCCAACCAGCGUUCAAAAUGGCGUGGCCCGAACCAACUGUAUAGACUGCCUCGACCGAACCAAUGCCGCACAAUUCGUCAUUGGGAAAAGGGCCCUAGGCCAUCAGCUUCACGCACUUGGCAUUCUCGAAGACACUUCCAUAAACUACGAUACAGAUGCCGUCAAUCUCUUUACUCACAUGUAUCACGAUCAUGGUGACACCAUUGCUGUGCAGUAUGGCGGCUCCCAGCUCGUCAAUACCAUGGAGACAUACCGCAAGAUCAAUCAGUGGACGAGUCAUUCUCGCGACAUGAUUGAGAGCUUCAAGAGGUAUUACAACAAUUCUUUCCUAGAUGGACAGCGCCAGGAGGCCUACAACCUCUUCCUCGGCAACUACAUAUUUGCCCAAGGGCAGCCAAUGCUGUGGGACCUCGCGACUGACUACUACCUUCAUCACGCGGACCCGCGUGCCUGGUCCGAGAAGACGAAGCGAAACUACAUCAACUGGUAUACUGCCGAGAACCUGCAGGAAAGGAGUUUCCCGCCCUACUUACCGCCUCCUGGCGAGGAAAAGAAAAAGCCAGUAUCCCAUUUUGAUGAUUACUGGGUUGAAUACUACCGCCCAUCCACGCUCUCGUCAUUUCUGAAAAUGUUUCCCUACAAAAUGAACUCGACCAUCAAGUACAUACCCUUCAAAUCCACGCAAGAUGGACGGUAUGACUUGAGUCCCUUCCGGGUUCGCAACGAGACUGAUAUGGACGCCCAUGAGAAGAAGAAGCCCAAGAAGGAGGUGACAAUCGUCGACCCACAAGACCUGAAGUCCCCUCGGGACAUUGAUGCUGUAUCGGUCAUAUCAGAUCGUACGGCAGGCGGCAAGGGGAUCUCUAUCCACCGCUGGCUUCAGCCAAUGCAGGAUAGAGUGACUGGGCACCACGGAAUCAUGAAAGAGACCCAUGCAGAGCCCCAAGAUCUGUCAAAGAUCAAGCCCACGGCCCAGGAGAAGACGAAAGCGGCUCAGUGGACCUUCACGAAGGCUGUUAGCGAGUCCCUCAAUCCAUCUGUGAGCCAGCAGGAGGCUGAGGACUACGAGCGGUACAUCAGCCAUCCCCAAAGCCUGCCGCUAGUAGUGUCGGCCGAGACGAUCCAGGCAGAAAACCAAUCUGAGUACCAGCACUAUGUCCAGAGUAGUUGGCAGAGUGACGCAAUAACGCCUGUCGGCACCGAGGAGGAUAUCGCUGUAUAUGCGGAGCUGCUCAAGGUUGGCAGCAAUCCUCUUACUGUCACCGAGGAGGAUGCUCAGAAGAAGCGAUACAAGGCCUAUAGGAAAUGGCUUCGAGGCAAGUCAUUCUUCAAGCAGCAGCCACUUGAUUGA